This is a messenger RNA of Rotaria sp. Silwood2, 1440 nucleotides long. The record is from the annotation of a GenBank genome assembly. Lineage: Eukaryota; Metazoa; Rotifera; Eurotatoria; Philodinida; Philodinidae.
AUGCGAAAAGCAGAAAAGGGUUAUAAUGAUAUGACAGCCAAUUUACGUCCAGAUGAUUUUCGUGAUUGGAAAUUAAUGCUCUAUGAUUAUGUAUAUGAAAAUCAAGAACGACUUGAAAAAAUGUUUGAAGAACUUGAUGUUGCUGAUCCAAAAACAGGUGUUAUACCAACGGAGAGUGUUAAAAAAAUUCUUGAAGAUGAAAGUUAUCUUUCAUGUCUUAAGCCAGAUGAUAUUAAAGAUAUAUGCGAAAAACAUGAAAAAGAUCGAAAUGAAUUUGAUUAUAAAGCAUUUUUUACUGGAAAGAAAUAUUUAACAAAACCUUAUUUAAUGGCUGCAUUUGCAGGAAAAAAGAAAAAAAAGAAGAAACCAAAAAAAGGCAAAAAACAAAAAGGUGCUUUACCUAUUGGUAUUCAAGAUGAAGGUCCUCGAACAGCAAAUGGUAAUCCACCAGUAAUUUAUGCACCACAACAUGUUCAUCAUACAGACAAUACAAGAUUUUCAAGAGAUAAUUUACCGAAAAAUCCUUUAGAAGAUGAUUCACCAUGGUAUUUAGAUAAACCUGAUAAAGGUUAUGUUAAUUUAUGUGAUGCCGCUUAUCGAGGUGAUCUACAAACAUUAUUGGAUGCAUUUAAACGAGGCACACAAAUAGAUGUAACAGACAAAUUUAUGAAAACACCAUUAAUGGUGGCAUGUGCUCAUGGUGAUCUGAAAACAGUUCAAUUCCUUCUCACAUGCGGAGCUGAUGUUAAUAAAGUAGAUAAUUUUAAAUGGACACCACUUCAUCAUGCUGCACAUAGUGGUAUUCUUGAUGUUGUUCAAGCCAUUGUCGAGGCAGGUGGAGCAAUAAAUGCUGAAUCAGUAACAAAAGCAACGCCAUUAAUGCGUGCUAUUGAAUGUUCAUCAUUUCCAGUUUGCGAAUAUCUUAUUAAUAAAGGUGCUAAAGUUACACAUGAAAAUAUAUCCGGUUUAGAACCAUUAACAGUUGCUGCUGAAUUUGCUGAUCCACGUAUUUAUCAUUUAAUUAAUGAAAAAGUUAAUGCUACCGGUGGAGGUAAACCUAAAAGUGCUACAAGAAAAAAAAGUGGAUCAGCAUCAGCAAAGAAACGACAACAUUCAGCAGUGAAAAGUACCAAAGCAGAUGUACAAGCAAAAGCAGCAGCAGCUACUCAACAAACAUCAGCCGUUCAACAACCACGACGUGGUUCUUUAUUACGUGCAGCUGCUGAAUUAGCUAAAUCAUUUGAAAAUACCGAAUCAAUUGCUUUUCAUCCAAAAACAAAAUGGACUGAUUUACCAACAACAACACAACUUAUGCAAGAAAAAGCUGUUGUACGUGAUCGUCUUGGUUGGGAAGUUGAUUUUAAUGAUUUUAAAAUGCCAUUUAUGACAAAUGUUAGUAAACGAUUAGAACAAAUGACAUUACCUGAAGUUAAAAUAUAA